This is a messenger RNA of Anopheles gambiae (African malaria mosquito), 1539 nucleotides long. RefSeq names its product SAGA-associated factor 11 homolog (gene Sgf11). The record is from RefSeq and is a predicted model, not a curated record. Gene Ontology annotation, biological process: regulation of transcription by RNA polymerase II; positive regulation of DNA-templated transcription. Lineage: Eukaryota; Metazoa; Arthropoda; Insecta; Diptera; Culicidae. The transcript has 2 exons. Bases 419 to 967 code for a protein of 182 amino acids. Gene Ontology annotation, cellular component: DUBm complex; SAGA complex. Gene Ontology annotation, molecular function: transcription coactivator activity.
AGACAGAUUUGCUAAAAAUUGAUGCAGAACAGGUAUGACACUACUUCACACUACUUUAUUAUGGGUUUUUGAGACUUUUGUUUCGCUCAUUUCGUAGAGUUCUGGCUUUUGGUCGAUGUAUUGCAGACUACUGUUUGACACAGUGGUCGAGCUCAAUCACAUUUAAAAUCGUUUUUCAUCAUUGCAUUUCGCUCCAGAUCCUUUAGUAGGUGUAGAACUAAUUUUAUAGUAGAAAAAGAAUCCAAAAUAUAAAAUUUAUUUGGCUGCAUUUUUGAAAUUUUAUUUCAAUAUUUGUCAUCGUUAAGUUAGAGAUGAUGACCGCAAUGGCUGUACCACCGUCAGCAGCUGGAUGGUUUUGUUGUUUACUUUUUAGUCAAGUUCCAGCGGCAUCGCUCUACGCACAGUUUACGCCGGCAGAAUGAGCGAAAACGACGGAAUUCACAUAGAAUAUGUCGACGAGCAGGAGCUAAAGCGCGAGUUUCGCCGGUUUAUGAGCGAUCCGGAGACGAGAGAAAAGGCUGCCAACUAUCUGUACGAAUCGCUCGUGGACGAAACAAUCCUGGGCAUCGCGUACGAGGUGCACCACGCAAACAAGACGGGUUCCGGUGCCGCCGUCGAGGGUGAGCCAGAGGACAGCAAACCGUACACGAUCGUCGACCAGCCCGAUACGGACGUGUUCGGUUCGUCCAACACCAAGAAAGCCAUCGACUGCCACUGUCCGAACUGUAAUCGCAUCGUAGCCGCAUCGCGAUUUGCUCCACACCUAGAAAAGUGCAUGGGUAUGGGAAGAAACUCAUCACGCAUCGCAAGCAGACGCAUCGCGAACACACGUGACGUGGGAACAGGCAAUUAUUUCGGCGGCGACGAGGACGACGAAGACGACGCGGACUGGUCGGGAGAGAAGCGCAAAAAGAAGAUCUCGCAGGUGCGCACUAAUGGGAGCAAGAAAAAUGGCAAAACCUCAUGAAAGUAGGUGCACGUACGGGGUUGAUUAGCGGCAAGUGCUCCUGGAGACGGCUGAGAUGUUUGCGGGCCAAUAAAAAAAAACCCCGCAACCGGCAUCAGCAACCCCUACGAAGAAAACGCGAAUGUGUGAUGCAUUCCAAACCAGUCACAUGACUUGACCUCCCUAUCCAUCGAAUGUUGGACCUCAGUAGAACGAACGCGGUUCGGUUGAAUCUCGGCGAUGAUAUUGUACAUGCACUUUCUGCAAUGUUAAAUUGCCAAAUGAACUCCACAACUGGUGGUUUUACCUAGUAAGCGUCGCGUUCGUGGUAACGCACGCCGAUGUGGAACACCGUAGUAUCCUAUAAACGUGGCAGGGGCAGGUGAAUUGAAACCCCAACUUCCAAGUAACAGUAUAUCUUAAACACACUACCUAGGCUAGCUGAAAUGGAUUAAUAAUGUAAACGUAAUUCACACACUCCUCGCUCGAUUUUCUAUAUGUAGCGCCAACCGGGGAGCUUAUAAUGUACGUUUAAACUUUCCCUGUAGUGUGAAUAGCCGUUCCAUGUAAAUAAAAUAAGAUUUUCACACUGA